Molecule: messenger RNA, 6878 nt
Organism: Uranotaenia lowii
Lineage: Eukaryota; Metazoa; Arthropoda; Insecta; Diptera; Culicidae
Gene: Hk
Product: voltage-gated potassium channel subunit beta-2
Exons: 13
Coding region: 480-1874 (464 amino acids)
Biological process (GO): regulation of potassium ion transmembrane transport; potassium ion transport
Cellular component (GO): voltage-gated potassium channel complex; cytoplasm
Molecular function (GO): potassium channel regulator activity; transmembrane transporter binding; voltage-gated potassium channel activity
Source: RefSeq, a predicted model, not a curated record
AUUUUUUUCAGUCUAUCUUCGAGGUUUGAAGACCGAAAAUCAGUAAAUCUUAAACAUACACAAAAGGCGGAAUAAAUUAACAUAUCAAGCUGGCUCACCAGUUUUGGUUUUCGUUUCCCCCGCCGGGAGCACCGGGAAGCUCAUCAACAGGGCCAACCGAGGAGGAAAAGCAAAAGGAGCGGCAGAAGAAUGAAAACGCUGAACGAGAGCAGCAGAAACACCAGAAAAUAGAGGCUGCUAUCUUCAAGCGUGAGGCUCGCGAGGUCCGUCAACUGGACAAUGAAUUGUUGAAUCAACGCAGAGCCCAGGAGAGGGAGCGCCAGGCUCAGCUUGGUUCUGAACGGCAGGCUGCGGCACUGGCCAGCGCUACAAAGUCUGACGGAUCGCAACCGUCAACCACCGCAGCAGCACUUUCGACGGAUAUCAAAUCGCCCAAUGAACGAUCGCCUGGCGCCAAAAGCUCGGACAACAGCGCAGCGAUGUCACAGAAGGAUUCUGCCAAAUCAACUCAAGGACAAAGUGAGGAUGACACACAGCAGAAAGCAUCCCCUAUGAAUGUGGCCAUGUUCAACAAAUCAUCCAAUUUGGAAUAUCAGGAAACAUCGCCGGCAAUACCUUUUGAAUUCAUACAGAACCGUCAAGAUUCAACGGAGAGUGAAUUGUCAACGACUUAUUCCCAAUCUCAGUCGGAGGCUUAUCAAAAGUUAAUGUGUCGUGCUCCAAUUGCAUCGCUAGAUUGUAUGGAGGAAUUCAGUGGUACGACAGCUCAGCUAGAUUUCGGACGCUCGAUUAGUUUGGGUUCCAAUCCAGCUAUACCGGCUCGUAACAAUGCUACAACAACGCCCGGACUGCGUUACAAGAAUCUCGGCAAAAGUGGCCUUCGGGUGUCGAAUGUUGGCCUCGGAACAUGGCCAAUAUUUUCACCUGGUGUUUCGGAAGAGCAGGCUGAAGCGAUCCUCCGGCUAGCCGUCGAUAGCGGAAUAAACCUAUUCGACCUUUCGGAGGCGCAUUCAGGUACCCGAGCUGAAAUUGAAUUGGGUAAAAUAAUCCAGAAGGCAGGAUGGAAACGAACAAGUUUCAUCAUUACGACCAAAAUCUAUUGGAGUACCAAGUCCGAAGAACGCGGUUUAUCCAGAAAACACAUUAUAGAAAGUGUACAGGCUAGUCUGCAGCGAUUGCAGUUAUCGUACAUAGACAUAAUUUUGAUUCAUAAGGCUGAUUCAAUGUGCCCAAUGGAAGAAAUAGUUCGAGCAAUGAACUACGUCAUCUCCCAAGGAUGGUCUAUGUAUUGGGGAACAGCACGAUGGUCUCCAGUUGAGAUAAUGGAAGCAUACACAAACUGCCGUCAGUUUAACUGUGUUACGCCGAUUGUUGAGCAGGCAGAAUACCACAUGUUCUGCCGGGAAAAGGCAGAGCUGUAUUUGCCAGAAAUGUACAACAAGAUUGGGGUCGGUUUCAUGGCUUGGGGCCCCCUUUCGAUGUGCUUGGGGGAUACGCAAAAUGGAGAGCGUUUGUGGCUUCCGAAGGGUUCGUUCAAAACCAAAAGCCAAAGCUACUCCUGGACAGAAGACGAGGUGAACAAAGAGGAACGGCUGGAGGAAACUCGGCGAAUGUACGAUAAAGCCAGAGAUAUCAGCAUACUGGCGGAAAAGCUGGGAUGCAAUGCGAUGCAGCUUUCGAUCGCAUGGUCGUUGAAGCAUGAACCCGUGCAAUGUUUACUUCUAGGAGCCACUUCGCCCGAGCAAUUGCACCAGAGUCUGCAGGCGCUGCAGCUUCUGCCGCGUCUUUCAACUGGCGUUAUGUUGGAGAUAGAACGGAUUUUGGAGAAUAAACCCGUUAGACCACCCCCGAUAUCGACACUCGCGCUUCGGUGACAAUCAGCCUGCCCCCCGGGGCCUCCUAGUUUGACGGGAGUGCCUUGUGGGGCAGAGUCACCCAAAGAGGAAGACAUCAGCAUGGGCGAGGAUCAAAAGGAGUCGCAGAAAAUUAGCUUUUGUGAAAUUCAGUGACAACAGGGGAAUUUAGACAGCAACAAAUUUUCCUCCUCGAAAUCCUCAAAGUAUUCCGAGAACCCCAAAGCCGGCAGUAGAAAGGAUACUGUUAAGUAUGCAAAAGUAUCCGAGUCUACCAGUAAUUUAGAGAUUUCCCUUUUGUCCAGUACUCGCUUAGAUAGUAAUCCGACUAACAUUAAUAAAUAUGAUAAUAAAAAAACGAAAGAUAAUAAGAAUGCACGCCAAUUAGAUCGCAAUAAGUCAAUUGAUACAAUGAUAGUCAGCGCUAAUGAGCGAGAGGAAAAUGCAAAAAAUUGCAAAGCUAAAAUUCGUCGCAACUCGAGUUUGAUUAGUUUUAAAUCGUUGGACAUAAGCCUCAAGUCUAUUUACUCCUCACUGAAGGGACACAAGCUCAGCGCUGACAAGGGACGCAACGAGACGGUUACGGCUCAAAAGGGAGGCUGUAUCCUCCGAGCGCCCUAUCUCAAAGUAGAAACGGUUGAAACUGACGAAUCUCAGAAGCUACUCCUAACGUACGCUCAAUCACCGGGAGGCUCACAGCAUAGAAGAAGCUUCGACACUACUAGCUCGCAAUAUCUUAGCACGCAAACUAAUUACCAAGAGUUAACGCAAUCUCCACAUGGCAGUUCGCCGUAUCUCUCCGUAAGUACCGGAAAUAUUCGACGCUCGUCCACGUCCGACAUUCUCGGCAGCAGUAGCAGCAGUCGGAAGGGCAGCAUCCAGCAAUCUUCAUGCGGAUCGGUUCUGGACAGUCGUAAACCCAGUACAUCCGAUAUGCUUCGCAAGGCUCGUGAACGCAAGGGAAGCGAAGGCAAGAUCGGGCGCAGUAUAUCACAAGGUGGCAUCGCCAGGGGUGGCCUCAGAAAUCGACGCACUAGCAUGGCAUAUUGAUAAACAUUGAUAAUACAGAUAUAUAAUAUUGCUAAACAAUAGUAGGGCUUUAGUUUAAUGAUAAAACUACAAUUUGAAUCAAACAAUUUUCAAAUAGAUAAUUCACUUCUUUUUCGGUAGACGACACGGAAGACAAAAAAAACGACUUUAAUAAAUCACAAAUUGCCAAUCAAACCAUAAGGAAACAACUUCUAUCUCACACCAAAUUUUUCAAUCCGUUAUUUACAAAUAUCUAAUGAAUGCAAAUCAAAUAUGCGUCUGUUUCAUUAGUUGUUUUUAUACUCAUAAACUAUGGAGAACUUUAAUAUUUAUCAAUAGCGAUUGCAAUAACUAGAUAGCUAGCACUGUUAAAAUGUUGUUUUCCCUAAUGUUACAUUGUGCCCGAAAGAGUUUAUGAUUUUUUAGUGUUAUACCUAAUCGUAGUUUUUUUCCGUAGGCAUUUGUUUCGAGAGAGAGAGAGAGAGAGAGAGAGAGUCGUUUGGUCGAACCGAAUAUGUUAUCCAGGUUUUGCCUUUUCUCAGUGAUCAACCCUUUAGGAGGCAAGAAGCAAAACUGUUCACUAUCUUAAACUGCAUUGUACUUAUACAAUAUACAACUGUUACUGUAACUACAUCUAAAUUAUCACAACCGUGUGAUGCCUUGUUUACAAGUUUGUUGCUUACAGUCCAAAAUUUGUUGAGCUUGGAGUAGAAAAACUAUACCGAUAGCUCUAGGGCAAGAAGUAGACAUUUUAAAUCACGUUUCAAAGUCCUUUGAUAUCUCGUUUUUUCGCUUGUCGCGAGUGUGCUAUACUCAGCAUGCCUCAAAUACUAGAGAUUCUAUAAUGAAACUUUAUUCUACAAAAUUAAUCACCACAUUUCCAGUUCCUCAUUUAUAGUAAAUUUUUAUAAUUAAGGCUCUCAGGAUCAGAGGGGUGCAAGUGCCAAAAUCAUCAAUAUUGAGUUAAGUAUACCUAACGAUUCUUCAUGUUUCAAUGUACUUCGAUGCAAAACUGAGAUUUUUUUAUAAUUUUUUUUGAACACUCUUCUUUCGAUUGAAUUAAAACUGCUCGAAUUAGAAAAACAUAUAACAAAUCGAGCACCUUCACAAACUUUGACAACAUUUAGGCACUUGCACCCCUCUGAGCCCAAAGGUCUCAAUUUAGUCCGGUGGUUUCUGAGAUAUACGGUGUCAAAUAUUUGUAUUUCCCGGCAGUCCUUAAUGUGUUAAGAAGGCAAAAUAAUAACCAAUGUAUAUCAAAAUACAGCGUGAGUGGUGAAACUAUCAAUAUCUAGCACAUGUCAGAUGUUCGACCUGGAACGCUUGGAUCUAUAAAUUCAUUCGUUUUUGGCUACUUCAUACCUUAUCUAUACGGUAAAGUUUUAUUUAUUCCAGCGCUCACGAAGCAUCUCAAAAGGAAUGUUUGAAAUUGCAAUAACCUUUGAUUGUAAGCAAAUAUUUAUAGAAAAAAGCUCAAACUUUCGUAUGAAAACAAGAGUAUAGUUAGUUUGCAAUAUUGAUGUGUUAAAGAUAUGUUCAUCAAUGAUUAAACCCUACUUAAACAUCUUUAGGACUGUGAUUUCACAUGAACGAAAGUGUACACCAGUGUUCACAUCUAAUGAUUGCGAUUAGCUAUUUUUCUUGAUGUAAAGUAAGAAACAACAAAUAAAGACGAGUGGAAUGAACAUUUAUAUAUUAACACUACCAAGAGAUCACUCUUACUUGAUUAAAAAAAACCAAAAAUCGCACGAUACCGUCCAAAAUUGAAGGCACUGCAGAGGCGUGUAUCGUGAGUUGUUGGCAAACUAAAACCAAAACUUAGCUAAAGCAUUAGUUAUUCUAUAGUAUUUUUACAGAGUAAAACACAAAAAAAUCGAAUUAAGUAGUUAAACUGCUUGUCAGCAAAAACUUAAAUGAAUAUGGAACAGAAAACAAACAACAAUACAAACCCGCAAUAAUAUAUCGAAAUUUUGUAAAGCAAAAAAUUAAUAGAGACGAAAAAACAAAGCUCGGAAAGCAUAACUACCAGAUUAGCAGAACGCGCGGAUUGAACGAACUUGACACAACAUCUUUAACAAGCAUAAAAGAUUUAAUUCCAUCAAUGAACGAAAAAAUAGCUAUGCCAAAAGUGCAUCUUUUAGAUUAAAAUAAAAUAAUUCGUCAUGAUUGAAAACAAUGAAUAUAUGAAAAAAAAAAUCACGUGUAAAUUUAGCAAAUGUAAAACUUUGGUGGAGAAAUUAAAAAAAAAAAGGUCAAGCGAAAACGAGGAAGCCGCAUUUGAAUAGAACUAAGAUUGAAUAUUUUCAACUUCUAAUUUAGAUAUUAAAAACGUAAAUCGAAACAAAGACAAAUGAUUUUGCAACACCAAUUUAGUCAUUCAAAAUAUAAAAAAACAACAACUAGUACAUACAGUAAACCAAAUUUUGGCAAAAUCAAAUAAGCAAGACGAAACAUUGUAGCGUUUAGAAGCAGACAGUCUGUAAUCGCAAAGUGUUGGGCAAUGGAUGCGAGAUGUGCUGUUAAGCCAUAAACGCAGCCACAAUUCAUCUCUGAAAUAGGAACUAAAAUAGACAAAAUGCACAUUUGCGGAAUUGUGAUAUGGUUUACCUACUGGACAAAUUGAGAAACAACUUUUUCGUGGCUAGUUCUAUCAAUUAUGUUAUGUGCUCAUUUUUUUCACCCUUAAUGGAAUUGAAGGUUUACCGAAAAGGGCCACCUGUAACUUGCCCUCCAUUUAAAUUGUAAUGAUUUUGAUUGUUUUUUUAAAGGUAUCUUCAAAAAAUUUAUAGAACUUGUAUCAAAAAAAUGCUAUCUGAAGAAACAUUUCCCAUUUUUCAAUGAAAUUUAUAUUUUUUAUCUCUUUUUGAUCGUGGCUCGUUCUAGUGGGUUUUUGGAAUUAGAAUAUUUGUCAUAAGCUACAAGCUGAUUUUUUUUCUUUCAUACUGAACAAUGUAAGUUUGAUGACACCCUCAGUGUCAAGAAUAGAUUUAAGUUCAUUUUUUUCGUAACAGUACAGUACAGAGCAAAUGAACAGAGUUUGUUUGUAAAGCUCGCCCAAGUUGUCAUUCAUAGUGAGUAUCGGUUGAAAUAUUUAAUCAGUUUCUCGAAUGUUUCCUACUGCAACCAAAAUUGUUCACAGCCAAGCGAAAUCCAAGCGAUAGCAUUAGAAAACACACUUUAACACCAGUUGCUUAUUUGAUAAGAACAUUUCAUUAGCUAGUUUGUAAAAAUAAACAAAAUACGGAAAACAACUCACGAUUAAGUCACUUAUUAGAUACUUUGUUGCGUUUGUUAAGAAACCAUUUGGCAGACUCACUGCGCCGUUAUUCUGUAAUCCGUCACGGAUUUGUUUUCUGUUACAUUUAACAACAACGAUAUUUAGCAACUAAAAAGAUACACAUCUUCAAGCUCAGUGAAGUUGUAGAUAGCAGAAGUGAACUAAUAAUCUUUCUACCAGUCGACUGCAAGCAAUUAGUUUGAGGAUAACUCAAGUUUUCUUGGCAAUUGGCUUAACAUUUUAAGCGCUUACAGUACACAUCCGAGGGAAGCAAAAUUUAAGAAACCAACAAUAUCUCCUACUUUGUAAGCUGCAAACUGUAAAAAGUAUUUGAACAAAUCAAUAAAUGUAAACACACAAUAUUUACAUCAUUUAUUCAUCUAUUUAAAAAUCUAUUUAUCUAAAAAACGGAAAUAAUUUAUACAAAACAACAAUGUGAUAUGAUUGUGAAAAGCAAAAUACUAAUUUUAAACGCAGAUAUUUCGAUAGUCCAUGUUAUGAAAAAAGAUUUAGUCAUUCUCUCAAAAUACUAUCGUGGAGGGGGGGAGUUAAAAAAAAUUUGAAAUCAAAAAAUGACUCAAUCGAGCAUCGAGACGAAAAAAAUUGAAACCCCAAAUCUUAUUUAUUUCUCUUAAACUAAUAUUAAUAACAAUAGAUCUAUCUUUUUUACGAAUCUUGCCCGACAGUUUGUAUAAUACUAUCACACAAAACAACAAUUC